Mytilus californianus (California mussel) is the source of this 3794-nucleotide messenger RNA. RefSeq names its product protocadherin-9-like. NCBI's taxonomy places the organism in Eukaryota, Metazoa, Mollusca, Bivalvia, Mytilida, Mytilidae. Bases 382 to 3354 code for a protein of 990 amino acids. Gene Ontology annotation, cellular component: plasma membrane. Gene Ontology annotation, biological process: homophilic cell-cell adhesion. Gene Ontology annotation, molecular function: calcium ion binding. The transcript has 6 exons. The record is from RefSeq and is a predicted model, not a curated record.
GUCAUCACUCACUUGUAACAGACAAUCUGAUUGGUUGGCAUUCCACCCUAUUAUCAAUUGAAAGACCAUUAAACAGAGAUACAGGUAUUUUUCAUUAAACACACUUGGAGGGUACAGGAGUUAAAUUUUUUUAUCCUCGGAUUUAUGACAACAAGAUUUAAAGAUUAUACGUUUAUAAAAACAUGAAAGUGAAUUAACAAGAGAUGUAUGUUACAUUUAGUUUCUGAGGGAAAAUAAAAACCAAUUUAAAUGGAUAACUAAAAGUGAAGACUGAGAAAUUGAAAGUCGUCCAGUGUGGGUAAAGAAUCUCCAUUUCCAUAUAAAUGAUGUGAGGAAUUGCAAAAACAUUUUAAACAUCUUUGGAAAUACUUCUAAAAGACAAUGGCAAUGUGUAGAUAUGUAACAGUAAUAGUAUUAUCAACAGUAUUUGUGUUCAUUAGAGCUGCAGAUAUUACAAUAUUUUAUCAGAUUUUAGAAGAACAAGAACCACCUUUAUAUCUAGGCAAUGUUGCCGAUGCAAGCAAAUUAGCAUCCAUAGCUACAGCUGAUGAGUUUGCCAAUAUGAGAUAUAGCUUUCUGAAAACAGUUGGAACAUAUUUCACAAUAAAUGAAAACAAUGGUGCUCUUUCUACAAAUUCUAAAUUAGACAGAGAAACAAUUUGUCCUUUUCAGAAAAGUUGUCUUCUUCAACUCCGUAUUGGUGCUAGUAGUGGAACUUUCUUCCAGCCGAUAAAUGUUAAUGUAACUUUAAAAGACAUAAAUGAUAACAAACCAGAAUUUAGCCGGUCAUCCAUUGUUUUAAACAUUCCAGAAGAUGCAGACAUUAACACAACAUACCCAGUAAUAGGGGCCGUUGACAAAGAUAUGGGUGAUAACAACUCUUUACAAACGUAUGAACUUUUACCAGAUAGCGGAACUUUCGGUUUAAAGUUUGACCAUAGUUUAUCAGGAAAUAUUGAAGUUUCUAUCCUCCUCAAACAGACAGUAGAUAGAGAGGUGCUGAGCCAUUAUCAAGUUUAUCUGGUGGCAAAAGACGGAGGUUCACCACAAAGAAGUAGUAUGUUGACAAUUAACGUGACUGUUACUGAUAUAAACGACAACAAACCCAUAUUUAGUCGUAAACAAUAUGAUAUCACUGUGCCGGAAGAUAUAUCUGUACCAAAUAAAAUUCUAAACAUCACAGCGGUGGAUCAUGAUGCUGGUUUGAAUGGUGAUGUAGAGUUCACUUUGAUAUCAUCACCCUCAAGUGAUGCACAAACUUUCUUUGCCAUUGAUAAAUCAACAGGUCAGUUGUCGGUCAUAGAACAUCUCUCUCACACAAAGGGGGCACCACUUAGUCUUAUCGUUCAAGCUUCUGAUAAAGGGACACCACCCAAGAGCAGUCAGGUUGCCUUGACAAUUACUGUUACUGAUGUGAACGACAAUCCUCCAGAAAUCAACAUAAAUUUGUUAUCAAGUGGCAGUACAGCUAGAGCAAAUGAGAAUUCUCCUAAUGGAACUGUCGUUGCUUACAUUGGAGUCACAGACAAAGAUACUGGUAACAAUGGUAUUGUUUCUUGUAGUCUCCGUGACAACACAUUUAGACUUUCUAAACUGUCCAGUUCUCAAACAGAAUAUAAAGUGUUGGUUAAUAAAGUUUUAGACAGAGAAAAGGACAUUGAACUUGUUGUAACUGUUGAUUGUCAAGAUUCGGGAAAAGAACCACUUAAAACAACGUCCAGCUUUAUUGUUCAAAUUAUAGAUGAAAAUGAUAACUUCCCCGAAUUUUUAAAAAGUUUUUACAAUGAGUCAAUGGUAGAGAGUGACCAUACAGGGAUCUUCAUAGCAAAAGUUACUGCUUCAGACAAAGACGAGGAAGAGAACGCUCAAGUUCGGUAUUAUGUAGAACAGGGUAAUGCAGACAAGUUUUAUGCUGACCCAAGCACUGGUGUGAUUAGAACCACAGUACCGUUUGAUAGAGAAAUGCAGGAUGUUUAUACAUUUCAAGUUCUAGCUGUGGAUGGAGGACAAACAAAGGCAUUUACCUCAACUGCAACAGUGGAACUUCACAUUCUUGAUGAAAAUGAUGAAACACCACGUUUUAAUCAGACCAGUUAUGAAUUUAAAAUUCAAGAAAAUUUACAAUCAAAGACUUUUGUGGGUACGGUAUAUGCCACUGACAAUGACAUUAGUGAUAAUGGUAAAAUUAAAUAUUCUAUAAAGUCUAGAAACAGAGCAGUACCCUUCCACAUAGAUCCAUCUACAGGAACCAUUCAAACAAAUGGUAUAUUGAACCGAGAGUAUAAAAAUCUAUACACAUUUGAAGUAAAGGCUGAAGAUUUUGGAGCACCAUCUUUAAACUCGACAGUUAACAUACAAGUAAUGGUUCUAGAUAUAAAUGAUAAUUCACCACAGAUUUUGUAUCCAGUGCAGGGAAAUGGCUCCAUUAAAGUCUCACAUUUAACACCAGCAAAUUCUGUUGUCACCAAAGUAGAAGCCUUUGAUCCUGACAAUGGACCAAAUGGAUCUCUCAGUUUUUCAAUCCGGUCACGAAAUGACAAUAAUUUGUUUUUUAUUGAAAGCAAUACUGGAAAGAUUUUUCUCGCACACAGCAUUCAGAGUAGUGAAAUAAAGGAUUAUUUAUUAGUUGUUGAAGUACAGGACCACGGUAUUACUCCGCGGAGUAACAGUACCGAGAUUAAAAUAAGGAUAGAAUUGACAAAAACAUCAGCCUCGUCUGAAGCAAGUAUUGGACAGAAUGUCCUUAUCGUGAUUACAAUAGUUUGUGUAACAAUCGUUUUAUCAUUAGCCAUAAUUGUCAUCAUAUUUCUCAUACGGAGAGUUGACAAUAAUAAAUUAAUGAAAGACUAUCCACCACCAGGGAAGGAAGAAUUUCAGAUUUCAGAAACUAUACACCUUAACACCAAUAAAAAAUCCAUAUUGACAAAAGAGACCAAUUUACCAAAUGGAUAUAAUACUAAUACAUUAAGUGGUGGAGAUAAAAAAGAAGUGAGUUUUUCGUUAGAUGAUCAUAGAGACUCUGGAAUAUUUAUGAUAGCUAAUUCAGAAUCGGGUAGUCCCAAACCACAGCAGUCAUUAAAACAGAUUCAUGAAUCUUCAUCGGAUCCCAACCCUCACGAAGAAGAGCACCAUAGAAUGUCAUCCAUACGUCUUCAUCAGAAAUUACUGAAUUCUUCCUAUAAUAAACCAUUAUUAUAUCACCCUGAUGAUAGACGACAGAUUUGGAGUAAACGCCAUGGUGAAGAUACACGUAGUGAUUUAAGUGAGGAUGUGACGAGUGAUAGUGGCCGUGGUGGCAGUGAGGAGGAUGUCCACCAUCAUCAGAUGUAUCCAAGGAGUGGCAUUGUUAUAUAGAGUAAUGAUUAUUACAGAUUUUUCCUGAAAGCAGUAUUUUAAAAGAUAUGAUACCUCGUAGAGAUUUAUAUGACUUUGAUAUUAUCUAUAUGAUUCCAAGUGUUAGAUACAGAAAGACAAACAGAGCCACUUAUGUACACUGCCACUCAAGGAUUGUAUCCUCACUGUAUGAUGUUUGUUCACAAAUGGUGCUAAAGUCUUCAAAGGGAGUUAAUCCUUCAUGUUAUUGAAGGGGAGAUAACCUGGUGCAUUCCUUGAACAUUGAUCUCACUACAAACUAAGCUGUGAAUUCCAUGUUAUCAAUUCUUGCUAGAAUUUAUCUAGUCUUAUCAUAUGUUUCAUUGUAAAUUAAUCAUUGAUAUAGAAAUCCUGUUAUUUAUGAUAAUGUUAUUUGUUAUUGUUUUAUAUUUUUUUAAAGAUUAAAAAUCUUGAAAUGUAAA